UUCUGAAGUACUGCGUGUAUUGCGCGGACAACAGCGGACAACUCUGGACAAAUCGUUGUAUAUUCUCAGGUUCUCAGUUAACUGUAGUUAACUUGGAAUACUCGUGUGGAAGGAAAUAAAAUUAUACCUUCAAAAAUAUGUCUUUCCUGGUCAAUUUCAUGAAACGUUCCAUUCCAACCGUGAAAGCACAAGACGACGAAGAAUUAGUUGACCCUCAAAAAAUAUUUCGUGCAAAGUGUGCAAAAAAAGAAAAGUGUGCUAAUAUGCAAAAGAAACUUAAUACAUGUAACGACCGUGUCAAUUCAAGAACUCAGACAGAAGAAACAUGCAUGGAAGAAUUAAUUGAUUACGUUGAAUGUGUAGACCAUUGUGUAGCAAACGUACUCUUCAGUAAGCUUAAGUAACAUCAUACUUUAUCCACAAUUGUAUGAUGAUUGUUGAAAGCAUAUUAUCGAUGAAUUUGGUGCAUUGUAGAUAUAUAAUUAUUGCUAG
Messenger RNA from Dufourea novaeangliae, 492 nucleotides. It is a transcript of the gene UQCR-11, whose product is annotated as cytochrome b-c1 complex subunit 6, mitochondrial-like. NCBI's taxonomy places the organism in Eukaryota, Metazoa, Arthropoda, Insecta, Hymenoptera, Halictidae. The transcript has 2 exons. Bases 138 to 404 code for a protein of 88 amino acids. The record is from RefSeq and is a predicted model, not a curated record. Gene Ontology annotation, biological process: mitochondrial electron transport, ubiquinol to cytochrome c.